GAGUAGAGAGUAGAGGAGAGAGCGGACAGCGCAGGCGCAGAGAAGAGCAGAGCACAGCAGAAGAGCAGCGGAGAGAGAGAACGAAGGCACGAGCACGAGGAGGAGCAAGAACGAAUCGUCGAGCGAGGGGCGAGCUGAAGCUUUCGUUUCUCCGAUUCUCCCGAGGAGACAGUUUUGAGGGACUUCCGAAUGGCUCCGCGGUGCCGGCGAUACUCUUUGCCGCUGCGUCGAUCUUCGACGGGAUCCGCACCUCGGAGAUUGGCGUCUCCGGUGGUGGAUUCGGCUUCGAUUUGUGGUGCGGGAUCGGGUGUCGCCGCCGCGGAGGGAUCGGGUUCCAGGGGUUUGCACUCGGGCGUCGCGUGGUAUGCCGGGAUCAGGGGGCAGCUGUAUGAGGGCAAGGGUAGGGGCAAGGACGGGAGCAAGCAGGUCUCGGAGAGCUACAAAUGGAGCAGCGGAAUGAGUUUGGGAGGCGUGCGCCACGCGCGUACUGCUUCCGUGGCUGCUGUGGGUGCCAAGUUCACGGCCAACCCCGAGGACUGCAUUGAAGUCAGCGUGGAUGGCUCUAACGUGACCAUUGCCAAGGGAAUGACUGUCCUGCAAGCUUGCGAGGUUGCUGGGAUUGAUAUUCCCAGAUUUUGCUACCACCCUAGGCUUUCGAUUGCUGGGAAUUGUCGUAUGUGUCUCGUGGAGGUCGAGAAGACGCCCAAGCCAGUCGCUUCCUGUGCUUUGCCUGCCAUGCCAGGUAUGAAAAUCAAAACCAACACUCCUCUUGUGAAGAAAGCCAGGGAGGGCGUUAUGGAGUUUCUGCUUAUCAAUCAUCCCCUAGACUGCCCAAUUUGCGACCAGGGUGGUGAGUGCGAUUUACAAGACCAAUCUAUGGUGUAUGGAUCUGACCGUGGAAGGUUCAUCGAGGCAAAGCGUGGUGUUGUAGACAAGAAUUUGGGACCUUUGGUGAAAACGGUUAUGACCCGAUGUAUUCAGUGCACAAGGUGUGUUAGAUUUGCUUCAGAGAUUGCUGGAGUUCAAGAUUUGGGUGUUCUUGGUCGUGGAGGUGCUGAGGAAAUCGGAACAUACGUUGAGAAGCUUAUGGUCAGCGAGCUAUCGGGCAAUGUCAUCGACGUUUGCCCAGUUGGGGCCUUGACAGCUAAACCGUCGGCCUUCACUGCAAGGAGUUGGGAGCUGAAGAGCACUGAGAGUAUUGAUGUGUCGGAUGCUGUUGGAGCCAACAUACGUAUCGACAGCCGUGGACCAGAAGUGAUGCGUAUCCUCCCACGUCUGAAUGAGGAAGUCAAUGAGGAAUGGAUCUCAGACAAGGCAAGAUUUUCGUAUGAUGGUUUGAAGCGUCAGAGGUUGAAUGAGCCUAUGAUUCGGAAUUCAGAGGGUCAACUGGAGCCAGUAUCGUGGGCUAAAGCUCUCAAAACUGUUGCCGAAGCUGCCCAUAAGGUGAACCCGGCGGAGAUGGCUGCGAUUGCUGGAAAGCUAUCUGAUGCAGAGUCCAUGAUGGCUCUGAAGGACUUGAUGAACAGAUUAGGAUGCGAAAGGCUGUGGGUUGAAGGAAAUGGGGAGAACGCCGAUGCCGAUUUACGUUCAAACUAUCUUGUGAAUACGACGAUUGCAGGUCUUGAGUACACAGACGCUUGCCUUCUGGUCGGUACAGAGCUUCGACACGAGGCACCCUUGCUCAAUCAUAGGCUGAGGAAGGCUGUGAGAAACUCAAGGGCGAAGGUAGCGUCCAUCGGUCCUGAGUUGGAUCUUCACUUCAAGUGUGAGCAUCUGGGCAAUAGUUCCGAUGCCCUGCUCUCCAUCGCACAGGGCAAACAUCCUUUCGCUCAAGUUCUGAGCAAGGCAAAGUUUCCCAGUAUCAUUGUCGGUUCUGGGGUUUUGCAGCGCAGCGAUAAAGAUGCUGUGUUGGCUGCUGUACAGUCUAUCGUACAGCAAGCCAAUAUGAUCAGAGACGACUGGAAUGGUUACAACUUCUUGCUUCUCAAUGCUGCCCAAGCAGCGGGGCUUGAUCUUGGCUUCGUACCAGGCGCCAGAGCUCCUGUCGGGGAUAAGAGUAGCAUCAAGUUUCUCUAUCUGAUGGGCGCUGAUGACUUGACACCAGAGGACAUUCCGGCAGAUGCAUUCGUCGUGUACCAAGGACAUCAUGGAGACCGCAGUGCCUACCGAGCUAAUGUGAUCCUUCCGGGAGUUGCGUACAGCGAGAAGGAGGGAACCUACGAAAACACUGAAGGUCGCACCCAGCAAACGAGUCCUGCGGUUCCUACCGUCGGGGAUGCCCGAGAUGACUGGAAAAUCGUUCGCGCUCUUUCGGAGUUUGCUGGUGUCACCCUACCGUACGACACGGUGAAUGGAGUUCGAGCCCGCAUGCUCGCUGUUGCCCCUAAUCUAUUCCGUGUCGAUGAGCUGGAGCCUGCCACACCUUUGCCGAAGGAGAGCCUACCUGAGUCGAAGACGAAAUUGGAGUCAUUGCCUUUCAAGAAGGUUGUCGACAACUUCUACAUGACGGAUGCUAUUUCUCGGGCGUCGAAGACCAUGGCUCAAUGCACAGCCGCUUUCAGUAGUUCGUAAGCAAUAGGCAAAGCCUGCUUCUGUUUUAGGGUCUAUAUUCGUUGGAUUAAUUUUGCUGGCAAUAAUCUCAUGAAGCUUUCGCCUUCAUCAGGUAAACGGAUCUUGUAAAGUCAAAAUUGGAGUUCUGUAUACUGAUUAUGUAGUUGCCAGUGUUGUAGCUGGCUUUACAUUUCCUUCAUUAAAAGGUGGAAACAAUUGUACACACCGCGAUUUCAUCUUUCUCCUUCAAGUUUCUGUCAAAUCUUCACUAGUUUCCAUCAACCCUAGUUUUGGAUUAGGACUGAACGGUUGCAGAGACGGAAGGCUCUAGUUUCAUAUUUACCCUGAAGUGUAGUAGCAUGAUUUAUAAACACCGACGCUGUCUUUCUUCGCAGGGACAAGUUUUAUCACGGUUGAGAUAGUUUAGUCAUACAGUUCACAACGGAUUUGAAGUGUAGUGAUUUAAAUUCGGUUUCAUCACGGAUAGACCCAAAGUCUACGUUUUGAAAUAAUACAUUCGUGAAAAAUGUCUUUGCCUCGAUUCGUCUUGAG
Marchantia polymorpha subsp. ruderalis is the source of this 3102-nucleotide messenger RNA. The record is from the annotation of a GenBank genome assembly. NCBI's taxonomy places the organism in Eukaryota, Viridiplantae, Streptophyta, Marchantiopsida, Marchantiales, Marchantiaceae.